Capsicum annuum is the source of this 4651-nucleotide messenger RNA. Its product is annotated as mediator of RNA polymerase II transcription subunit 16. NCBI's taxonomy places the organism in Eukaryota, Viridiplantae, Streptophyta, Magnoliopsida, Solanales, Solanaceae. Gene Ontology annotation, biological process: regulation of DNA-templated transcription. The record is from RefSeq and is a predicted model, not a curated record. Gene Ontology annotation, cellular component: mediator complex. The transcript is spliced from 16 exons. Bases 262 to 4008 code for a protein of 1248 amino acids.
CUAAAGAAAAACUGUAGCAGCGAAGCAAUUGGCUCUCAAAAAAGAGAAUCUCCUUACUUGUUUUGCGACUUUCACAUUUCCCCUAUUUCUUUCCACUCAAACCCUAACCCCACACAGUCACCAUUCUGAUUCCUGUCGCCUUCACUUGCCUAGACUUUUUUUCCCCACCCCCUCCCCCACCCACUUCUCUCUCUAACUGUCAUCUUUCUCUCUCUAACUAUAUAUAUUAGGGUUUUAUUUGGACCUUUUUGGUUUAUUCAAAUGAACAAUCAACAACCACCUGUCGCUAAACGGGAGGAGCAGGAAGAGGAGUCAUCAUCGUCUUCUGUUAUUACGAAGAAGAAUAAAUCUCUAGAACCUUCUAGUAAGGUUCAGGAAAAAGCGGAUAUCAGUACUGAAGGCGACGGCGACGGCGACGAAAAGAUGGUGACGGAGAAGGAGGUUUCUUCGGUCGAAGAUGAUCCUAUGGACGAGGAUUCUGUUAAUCCUGCUAACGUUUUUUGUAUCAGUCUUAAACAACCUAGGUCCAAUUUGCUUCAUAAAAUGAGUGUUCCUGAACUUUGCCGCAAUUUCAGUGCUGUUGCUUGGUGUGGAAAGCUAAAUGCAAUAGCUUGUGCAUCUGAAACGUGUGCAAGGAUCCCAAGUUCAAAUGCAAAUCCACCUUUCUGGAUCCCUAUACAUAUAGUCAUCCCAGAGCGACCAACUGAGUGCACCGUGUUCAAUGUUAUAGCAGACUCCCCUCGUGAUUCCGUCCAAUUCAUUGAAUGGUCUCCUACUUCGUGUCCGCGUGCACUGCUCAUAGCUAACUUUCACGGGAGAAUAACAGUUUGGACUCAGCCUUCUCAAGGUUCAGCUAAUCUGGUUCGAGAUGCUAGUUGUUGGCAUCGAGAGUACGAAUGGCGUCAAGAUAUUGCAGUUGUUACAAAGUGGUUAUCAGGAGUUUCUCCGGUAUGCAACUGGUGGCUUUCAACAAGAACGGGUGGUUCCGCUAAGUCAACAUUUGAGGAGAAAUUCCUUUCGCAGCAACCACAAUCUCCAGCUGGAUGGCCAAGUUUUCUGUGUGUAUGCUCUGUCUUCUCAUCAGGGUCUGUUCAGCUCCACUGGUCCCAAUGGCCACCUAAUCCGAAUGGUGCACCAUCAAAGUGGUUUUGCACAAGCAAAGGGCUAUUGGGAGCAGGGCCUAGUGGCAUCAUGGCUGCUGAUGCUAUCAUAACAGACUCGGGAGCAAUGCAUGUUGCUGGAGUUCCCAUAGUCAAUCCAUCAACUGUUGUCGUCUGGGAAGUGACACCUGGCCCUGGUAAUGGAUUUCAAGCAACUCCAAAGACAAGUGUGAGCAAUGGGGUUCCGCCAUCUCUUAAUCCACCUUCUUGGGAUGGAUAUGCUCCUUUGGCGGCAUAUUUGCUUAGCUCGCAGGAGUAUUUAUUGCAAGAGGCUAAGCAAGGCAAAAAACUAACGGAACAACAUUACAGUGACAUGGUUACACUUCAUUGUUCUCCAGUUUCCAACUUUUCUGCAUAUGUGAGUCCUGAAGCUGCAGCUCAAUCCACAGCUACCACAACAUGGGGUUCUGGUGUUACUGCAGUUGCUUUUGAUCCGACCCGUGGUGGUUCUGUGAUAGCUGUUGUGAUUGUUGAAGGACAGUACAUGUCGCCUUAUGAUCCUGAUGAAGGCCCUUCGAUCACAGGGUGGAGGGUUCAACGUUGGGAGUCAUCUGUGGAGGAUGUUGUCCUCCACCAAAUAUUUGGAAAUCCCACGUCCAGCUUUGGUGGCCAGGCACCAAAACAGACAGUAUGGGUGAGUAAAGUAAAUAAAUGUAUCCCAGCAGGAAAUGAUUUUAAGAGACCCCAAGCAGCAGGCGCCGGACCUGUUUCUAAUGGAAGAAACAUGGCAGACUCUGGUGUUGAGAUGGGAAAGAGGGUCAGUUUUGAUCCCUUUGACCUUCCAAGUGAUGUUAGAACCCUUGCUCGUAUUGUGUAUUCUGCUCAUGGUGGUGAGAUAGCUGUCGCUUUUCUACGAGGUGGCAUCCAUGUAUUCUCGGGUCCAAGUUUCACCCCUGUUGAUAACUACCAUAUUGAUGUUGGAUCUGCCAUUGCUGCUCCGGCCUUUUCUUCGACGAGUUGCUGCUCAGCUUCAGUUUGGCAUGAUACCAACAGGGAUUGUACAAUAUUGAAGAUUAUUCGAGUUCUUCCUCCUGCUGUUCCAAGUAAUCAGGUGAAAGCCAACUCUGCGAAUUGGGAACGUGCAAUUGCUGAAAGAUUUUGGUGGAGUCUUUUGGUUGGAGUUGAUUGGUGGGAUGCUGUUGGAUGCACACAAAGUGCUGCAGAGGAUGGCAUUGUUGCUUUGAACAGUGUCAUUGAUGUACUGGAUGCAGAUUUCCAUUCCCUUCCUUCAACUCAGCAUAGACAACAGUAUGGGCCGAGUCUAGACAGGAUAAAAUGCAGGCUUCUAGAAGGUACAAAUGCUCAAGAAGUCCGGGCAAUGGUGCUUGACAUGCAAGCGAGAUUGUUGCUAGAUAUGCUUGGCAAGGGGAUUCAAUCAGCUUUAACAAACCCAUCAUCAUUGGUUCCAGAGCCAUGGCAAGCUUCUAGUGAGACACUGUUUGGCAUUGAUCCCGAGGCGAUGGCCGUUGAACCAGCACUGGUGCCAAGUAUCCAGGCAUAUGUAGAUGCGAUACUUGAUCUGGCUUCCCAUUUCAUCACUCGUUUACGGCGCUAUGCAAGUUUCUGCCGUACAUUAGCCAGUCAUGCUGUUACUGCAGGUACAGGUGGGAGUAGGAGUAUGGUGACUAGUCCUACUCAAAAUGCUUCUUCUCCUGCGACUUCUCAGGGCGCUCAGGGUGGUACUGCAAAUUCCACUGGGAGCACUCAGAUGCAAGCUUGGGUACAAGGAGCUAUAGCAAAAAUUAGUAGUACGGCUGACAGUGUUCCCAGUUCAGCCCCAAAUCCCAUCACUGGUCCUUCUACAUUUAUGCCCAUAAGUAUCAACACAGGCACUUUCCCUGGAACUCCGGCUGUUAGACUUAUAGGGGACUGCCAUUUUCUUCAUCGGCUAUGUCAACUUUUGCAUUUCUGUUUUUUCUUCCGGCGAACACAGUUACCGUGUUUUAUGGGAGCUGCUCAAAGGAAUGCUGAUGGGUCAAUGCAAAAGCCUCAGCCCAGUAUCCCAGGCAAAGCAGAAGAUUCCAUCUCCGGUGCAAAACCGACGCCAGGUGGUCAGGUUGGGGCAGGAGUAAAGGGGUCUGAAGAAGGUCCAUCUAAACGGUCUAGGAUAGGUUCUGGCAAUGCUGGUCAAGGAUACACAUUUGAGGAGGUGAGGGUCCUCUUUCUCAUUCUAAUGGAUCUUUGUCGUCGAACUGCUGGUUUGGCACAUCCGUUGCCAGUUUCUCAUGUUGGGAGCAGCAACAUUCAGGUCCGCCUUCAUUAUAUUGAUGGGAACUAUACUGUAUUGCCGGAAGUAGUUGAAGCUUCCCUCGGACCUCACAUGCAGAAUAUGCCUCGGCCUAGAGGUGCAGAUGCUGCAGGGCUGCUAUUGCGUGAGUUAGAACUCCAUCCGCCUGCUGAGGAAUGGCACAGGAGAAAUAUGUUUGGUGGACCUUGGUCUGAUUCAGAAGAUACGGGCGUGGAUGAUAAUUCUAAGCUUAGCCCAUCGAGGGAUCUGACAGAGUGCAGCUCAUCAGAAAAUUGUGAUGUAUAUUAUGGAGCUCAUGGUUUGUGGCCCAGGAAACGCAGGAUGUCUGAACGAGAUGCUGCUUUUGGGUUGAACACUUCCGUUGGCCUGGGUGCAUAUCUUGGUAUAAUGGGGUCUCGACGAGAUGUUGUAACAGCUGUAUGGAAGACUGGGCUUGAAGGAGUUUGGUAUAAGUGUAUAAGAUGUCUGAGACAGACUUCAGCUUUUGCUUCACCAAGUGGCAACCCCUCCACCAGUCAAAAUGAGAAGGAAGUAUGGUGGAUCAGCCGGUGGGCAUAUCGCUGUCCCAUGUGUGAUGGUUGUUGGGUUCGAGUUGUAUAGAGCAUUGGGAGUAGUUCAUCAAGAAUGGUUCUCCCAACUUUUAUGAACAGUAAUGGUUCAGCACAUGGAGACAAACACCUUGGACUCUGCCAGCUUAUUGUGGAUUUAUCAGUCUGGUUCGAUAUCUUAAAGAUUAGUGUGACUAAUGAGACUGGGCCUGAAGUUUGUAAUUGAUAUGUGGCCUGAUCUCACUAUCUUUGUUAUACCUAGAAAAGAUCUGGAAAGAAGUCGCGAUGAUCGGAACCCAGUUUACUGGAAAUGGGAAUACUCCUUAGCUACAUUGUAUACAUCAAAUUUAGGAACUAAAGAAAGAAUCCUAACAUAUGUGGGCAAAGUUCUUUUGGCCACUGAGUAGAAUAUAUUAGGUUCUCUUCCUGAACCAGAGCUUUUCUAGGGUUGUAGUUAUGUAUAAUAAUGUCCCAUUUGUUGUUUGUAUGGGGGCAAUCUAUUUGCUCUAAGUAGUUAAGUAAUCAGUUUUGGAAACUAAAUUGCGUCUCUUCUGUGUUGUUUCUGGAGACUGGUUGCUAUAGUGUUAUUACACGGGCUUGUAAAUGUGUGGUAAGAGUUGCCAAGUGAGGGGUUUUCCCUUUCGUUUGUUUUGCGUUGAUGGCAUGCAAGUGUUUCACUUUCUUCUUGCUGGUUA